This is a messenger RNA of Culex pipiens pallens (northern house mosquito), 1649 nucleotides long. RefSeq lists its product as uncharacterized. Bases 216 to 1259 code for a protein of 347 amino acids. Lineage: Eukaryota; Metazoa; Arthropoda; Insecta; Diptera; Culicidae. The transcript is spliced from 3 exons. The record is from RefSeq and is a predicted model, not a curated record.
UUGGGGCUACAAGUGUUAAAUCGCUGAGAUUAACCGAGAGCCUUAUCUUAUCGUCUCGCUACGAAAUCGGAAUAAAAAAAAAUAUUACUCGCGUUAUCGUUAUCGCGUUCGAUAAAAAAGGUGCUAUAAAAAUUACAAAACCGGCUUCGAAAUUGCCAUUGUAAAUCUAACCAACAAACUGAGCAUACCAACGUGAAGAAGCAUUGUAGCUCAAUAUGAAACGUUCGACACAAUUAAAAAGACGGAGGGUAAAACAUAUUAGACAUGAUUCAGAGGAUUCAGAUUACGAACAAGAACGCCGCUUGUAUAGGAAGCAUCCAUGGGACAGAAAUUAUCCGCUAACCAUUCUUCUGAUUGUCACAGUCAUCGCCGUUGUAUAUAUUUUUUAUUCUGCAGAAAAUUCAUUAAAGGUGUUUCAUGAACAUCAACAAUUGGUUUUUGAUCUUCUACGGAUGCAAAUGAGGUCAACAUUCGAAAAAGUUCAUGGACCUGAGUUGAAAUUUGAUGAACCAGAGUUAAAAGUGGAUCCAGGAAGCGUUGUCAACCAUUUGAUUGAUCGCGUCAGUGAAUUUAUCAAACUGGGUGCUCAAUUGCAGUACAUCUCGAGCGUAACAAAGGUCCCACGAGAUAAAAUCGUUUCACCUGGAUGUACGUCACCAGGGGAAGGAAUGGUCCAUUUAGUUUGUGUGCACCUGAACAAAGAACUGGAACAGGAUAUCAGAGGAAUGUUUGACAAUUUCUUAAACGUUUUUUUAAGCCAAGUAAAAAAUAUUCCUAGCUUCGUAGUUCUUGAAAUCAGUCAAAAGUUUAAUGAGAUUCAAUGGGGACUUCUCAAGGCACUUGCAUCAAUCGAUUUUUCCAAAGAAAAAGUGAAUGAUAAUGAUAUUUCCCAAAUAAAAUCAAUAAAAAAUAGUUUUUUGAAAGCCAUCGAUAAUCAAAUGCAAGCUUGUCGCAACCAUAUUGAAAAGAUAUCCGGCGAUAGAUACAGUAAGCACUACAAAGCGGUACUAGAAACAGAGCUGCAGGUGCUUAUAACAACAUUUCAUGAAAUGACCAAACUAAGUGAAAGUGAUUUGUUUAGCAAAGCUCGCGAAGGAGUUCCUUUUGAAACUGGAAUGACAGUUUUUACAAAAAUUUUAAUUGCGAUUGGUCUUGCGAUAGUUACCACCCUCGUGUUUUUAUUCUUAAAAAAAAUCACUUUUAUGAUGACCGUUGAUUGGAUUUUCAUUGGAAUAUUGAAACUAUUGAAAGUAAUCUAAAUUAUUCAUUUUUUUUUGUUUCUCUUUUGCAACUGAAAGAAUAAAAAAAUAAACAAUUUAAUUAUAAGCCAUUGUUUCAACACUACCUUUCCACCCAUUGUCCGUUCGAACUUUUGUCUUUCGACCUUUUGUGCCUGAAGUCAAUUCACCAUCUUUUUUACCCGCGUUUUCUGUGAUUAUUGCAAUGUUUGCCGCACUAAGUACAAGUUUCAAGGCCCUUGAUGACUUUGUGAAAAGUCCAUCUUUUCGAAGAUUUUGCGUAAGACGACGUUAUUAAAGUCGAUUUUUUUUACAAACGAUUAUUAGUGUUUGUUUUCUUCAGAUGAAACAUUCCAAAAAAUCUUACUAAUGAUAAAUUUGGCGAAAUAAAUUCGUAAUUACAUUGUUUGA